Staurois parvus is the source of this 4214-nucleotide messenger RNA. Lineage: Eukaryota; Metazoa; Chordata; Amphibia; Anura; Ranidae. The record is from the annotation of a GenBank genome assembly.
UCUUGUUGCAGAUGUAACAAUAGGACACAGUGUGUGGUGAUCACAGGUUCGGAAGUGUUCCCUGACCCAUGUCCAGGGACGUACAAAUACUUGGAAGUCCAAUAUGAAUGUGUCCCAUACAAAGUGGAGCAAAAAGUUUUUGUUUGCCCUGGGGUGUUGAAAGCAGUGGUGGACUCUCCAUAUAUUUAUGAAGCAGAGCAGAAGGCGGGUGCAUGGUGUAAAGACCCCCUCCAAGCCGCAGAUAAAAUUUAUUUUAUGCCCUGGACUCCGUACCGUACGGAUACAUUAAUGGAAUUCGCCUCUUUGCAAGAUUUUCAGAAUUUCCGACAGACUACAACUUAUAAACUUCCCAACCGGGUGGAUGGCACAGGAUUUGUGGUUUACGAUGGGGCCGUUUUUUUUAAUAAGGAGGAGAGACAAGAAACAUUGUUAAGUUUGACUUGAGGACUAGAAUUAAGAGUGGGGAGGCUAUUAUUAAUUAUGCCAAUUACCACGAUACAUCCCCUUAUCGAUGGGGUGGAAAAACCGAUAUCGAUCUGGCCGUUGAUGAGAACGGGUUGUGGGUGAUCUAUGCGACGGAACAAAACAAUGGAAUGAUUGUUAUCAGCCAGUUAAAUCCUUAUACUCUCCGAUUUGAGGCCACCUUCGAAACCUCCUAUGAUAAGCGGGCAGCCUCGAACGCCUUUAUGAUUUGUGGUGUCCUCUAUGUGGUGCGGGCAGUCUACCAAGACAAUGAAAGCGAAACAGGAAAGAAUGCAAUUGACUACAUCUUCAACACCAAGCUGAACCGAGGAGAAUCUGUUGAUAUUCCUUUCCCCAAUCAGUAUCAAUACAUCGCCGCAGUGGAUUACAACCCUAGGGAUAACCAGCUGUACGUGUGGAAUAACAACUUCAUUCUACGAUACUCUCUAGAGUUCACCCUUCAGGACCUAGCCCAAGUGCCUACAACCAUUGUGGCAGAAACGCCGCCGGCAGAAGUGGUUCAAACCACCAUAUCCACUACAACAACCACCACCUCACAGAAAGGUCUUGUUAGCACAACAUCUGCAGGAGCUAUGAAGGAGGGGAGCCGAGGGCCGAAACCUCCUCCAGUAAUGUCCACUACACGGAAUCCACCACUUACUAGCACCUCACCUCUGCCGGAAAAAUUUUGUGAAGCACGAGAUGCCAGGGGAAUCAGCUGGCCGCAGACACAGAGGGGGGUGGUCGUAGAACGUCCCUGCCCCAAAGGAACUCGAGGAACGGCUUCAUACCUCUGUCAAGUCGCCACCGGCACCUGGAACAUCAGGGGUCCAGAUCUCAGCAACUGUACCUCACACUGGGUCAACCAACUGGCCCAAAAGAUUAGAAGUGGAGAGAACGCCGCCAGCCUCGCCAAUGAGCUGGCAAAACAUACCAAAGGUCCCAUAUUUGCUGGUGAUGUCAGCUCUUCGGUAAGACUCAUGGAGCAGCUUGUGGACAUUCUGGAUGCUCAGUUACAAGGGAUGAAGCCCAGUGAGAAGGACUCUGCUGGCCGCAGUUCUACAAAGCUCCAAAAACGAGAGAAGACUUGCAAGGCUUACUUAAAGGCAAUUGUUGACACGGUGGACAACCUGCUAAGGCCAGAUGCUCUUCAGUCUUGGAGGGAUAUGAAUUCUUCUGAGCAAACCCAUGCUGCCACCUUGUUGCUGGAUACUCUUGAGGAAGGAGCUUUUGUACUUGCGGACAACCUGGCAGACCCAACAAGGGUCACAAUGCCCACAGAAAAUAUAGUCCUCGAGGUGGCUGUGCUCAGUACAGAGGGCCAGGUGCAAGAGUUGAAGUUUCCUCAGGGCAAUAAAGGAGGUAACCUGAUCCAGCUCUCGGCCAACACCGUCAAACAGAACAGCAGAAAUGGUCUGGCCAAGCUGGUCUUCAUCCUGUACAAGAGUCUGGGCCAGUUCCUCAGCACGGAGAAUGCCACCAUAAAACUGGGAGGAGAAUUCGCCAACAGCAACCACACCAUAGCCGUCAACUCCCACGUCAUCGCCGCCACCAUCAACAAGGAAUCCAGCCGCGUCACUUUAUCGGAUCCCGUGCACUUCACACUGGAACACAUCGACCCCAACAAUUAUUUUAAUGCCAACUGCUCCUUUUGGAACUACUCUGAGAGAACCAUGAUGGGAUAUUGGUCAACUCAAGGUUGCCGUCUUGUAGAAACAAAUAAAACCCAUACAACCUGUGCUUGUACCCAUUUGACGAACUUUGCGAUACUUAUGGCGCAUCGAGAAAUUGUUUACAAAAACCAAAUGCAUGAACUUCUCCUUACUGUCAUCACCUGGGUGGGCAUUGUCAUCUCCCUGGUCUGCCUUGCCAUCUGUAUCUUUACUUUCUGCUUCUUCCGUGGCCUCCAAGGGGAUCGGAACACCAUACACAAGAAUCUUUGCAUCAACCUGUUCAUUGCAGAGUUCAUCUUUUUGGUGGGCAUCGAUAAAACCAACCACGAGAUUGCUUGUCCCAUAUUCGCUGGCCUCCUCCACUUUUUCUUCUUGGCUGCUUUUGCCUGGAUGUGCCUGGAAGGUGUUCAGCUUUACCUCAUGCUCGUGGAAGUAUUUGAGAGUGAAUAUUCGAGGAAAAAGUAUUACUACGUUGCUGGAUACCUCUUCCCCGCAACUGUCGUUGGUGUCUCUGCCGCUAUAGACUACAAGAGCUAUGGAACAGAGAAGGCGUGCUGGCUGAGGAUAGACAACAAUUUCAUCUGGAGUUUUAUUGGUCCAGUGGCUUUCAUUAUUUUGGUCAACAUUAUUUUCUUGGUGAUCACACUGUGCAAAAUGGUGAAGCAUUCCAACUCUUUAAAGCCAGAUUCCAGUCGUUUGGAAAACAUUAAUAAUUAUCGUGUAUGUGACGGCUACUAUAAUACAGACUUACCUGGAUAUGAAGAUAAUAAGCCUUUUAUCAAGUCCUGGGUUCUUGGGGCGUUUGCACUCCUGUGUCUCCUGGGGCUGACGUGGUCUUUUGGUCUGUUGUACAUCAAUGAGGAGACUAUUGUAAUGACGUACCUCUUCACAGUGUUCAACGCCUUCCAAGGAAUGUUUAUCUUCAUAUUCCACUGUGCCCUUCAGAAGAAAGUGCGCAAAGAGUACAGCAAGUGUUUCAGGCACACCUACUGCUGCGGAGGUCUUCCAACCGAAAGCCCCCACAGCGUGGUUAAAGCAUCGACGGCAAGAACCAGCGCUCGAUACUCUUCCGGCACCCAGAGUCGAAUUAGAAGAAUGUGGAAUGACACAGUGAGGAAGCAAUCAGAAUCAUCUUUUAUCUCAGGUGACAUAAACAGUACGUCUACCCUUAAUCAAGGAAUGACUGGCAAUUACCUACUAACAAACCCUCUUCUUCGACCCCAUGGCACUAACAACCCUUAUAACACACUGCUCGCCGAAACUGUUGUAUGUAAUACCCCUACUGCUCCUGUGUUUAACCCACCAGCGAACUACAGAGAGACAAGACAUUCACUGAACAAUGCCAGGGAUUCAAGUGCCAUGGAUACUCUACCGCUAAAUGGUAACUUUAACAACAGCUACUCUCUACGGAAUGGGGACUACAGUGAUGGAGUACAAGUUGUAGACUGUGGACUAAGUCUGAAUGACACAGCAUUUGAAAAAAUGAUAAUUUCAGAGCUAGUGCACAACAACCUGCGGUGUAGUAGCAAGAACCACAACCUGGAGCGUUCCCUGCCCAUCAAAACUGUCAUUGGGGGAAGCAGUAGUGAAGAUGAUGCGAUCGUUGCAGAUGCUUCCUCCUUAAUGCACGGCGACAACCCGGGGCUGGAACUCCACCACAAAGAGCUGGAGGCACCGCUAAUUCCACAGCGGACUCACUCUCUUCUGUACCACCCACAGAAGAAAGUGAAGACCGAAGGAACAGACAGUUAUGUGUCACAGUUGACCGCCGAGGCUGAAGACAAUCUUCAAUCCCCAAACAGAGACUCCCUCUACACUAGUAUGCCCAAUCUACGGGACUCUCCAUACCCAGAGAGUAGCCCUGACAUAGAAGAGGAUUUAUCGCCCUCAAGGAAGAGUGAGAACGAGGACGUUUAUUAUAAAAGCAUGCCAAAUCUCGGAGCUGGACACCAUCUACAGAUGUACUACCAGAUAAGCAGGGGCAAUAGCGAUGGCUACAUUAUACCCAUAAACAAGGAAGGUUGCGUCCCCGAAGGAGAUGUCAGGGAAGGACAAAUGCAACUAGUCACAAGUCUUUAA